This is a messenger RNA of Aspergillus steynii IBT 23096, 357 nucleotides long. RefSeq names its product autophagy-related protein 8. Gene Ontology annotation, biological process: cellular response to nitrogen starvation; macroautophagy. Gene Ontology annotation, molecular function: phosphatidylethanolamine binding. The record is from RefSeq and is a predicted model, not a curated record. The transcript is spliced from 3 exons. Gene Ontology annotation, cellular component: fungal-type vacuole membrane; autophagosome; cytosol. NCBI's taxonomy places the organism in Eukaryota, Fungi, Ascomycota, Eurotiomycetes, Eurotiales, Aspergillaceae. The coding region runs from base 1 to 357 and encodes 118 amino acids.
AUGCGUUCCAAGUUCAAGGACGAGCACCCCUUCGAGAAGCGCAAGGCUGAAGCCGAGCGCAUCCGCCAGAAAUAUGCAGACCGUAUUCCGGUGAUCUGCGAGAAGGUCGAGAAGUCGGACAUUGCCACCAUCGACAAGAAGAAGUACCUUGUACCGGCAGACCUCACCGUCGGGCAGUUCGUUUACGUCAUCCGCAAGCGCAUCAAGCUUUCCCCUGAGAAGGCCAUCUUCAUCUUCGUGGACGAGGUCCUGCCGCCCACCGCCGCGCUCAUGAGUAGUAUCUACGAGGAGCACAAGGACGAAGACGGGUUCCUCUACAUAACCUAUUCUGGGGAGAACACCUUCGGUGAAUGUUGA